CAAAAUGUUCUGAGUAGUAUUGUGUGCCGCGAGAUCCACUUGUAACAUUUUUUCAAUCAGAUUCCAGAGCAGCUGGGGACAAAUCCCGUGUGAAUAUUCAGCGUGUCAGCUGUGACAACCAAAUCUUACAUUUGUUCCAUUUUAAUAUUCGAUGUUCCAGACAUUUUGCCAGCGAUUUUUUGACAGCAAUAUUCUGACAAAUUUCGUAGAAUUAAAUUGCAAUUGUGCAAGUGCACUCUUAUAUAAUGCAACACAAGGACGUGCAGCAAAACGCUCGGAAAUGUGAAUAUUUUUCUGCCUAAUUCCUUUGUUCGUCGUUUAAUCUCAGAUUACGUUGAACACACUCAGUUCUUUUGAAUCAAACCAUCAACGUCGAAGGAAUUGCACCAGUGCGGCGAUCAAUUUUGCAACACUACGAAGCUGGAAGUUACACGCAUUAGAAGUCCCUGUGCCAUUCUUGAACCACUUCAGCCACGAUGUUAUUUGAGACCAAGACGCAUACACCAGACUCAGGUCACGUAUCCAGGUUUUGACCUACUGACACGAUCCAGUGACGUCACGGGAGAGCAGGAGGACGGAAAAAGGGAGCAAGGCUGGAGUAGGUGGAGCUUCAGCUUGACGAAGGAAAUUUCCUCGGUGGAGUGAUAAGGAUAAUGCAGAAACAAAGGAUACUAAUGGUACCUAUAAAAAUUUUUCCGCGUAAGCAAAGCCACCGAGUUCGCCGCGAUCUCUUCCCCAAGGAGACCGACGGGAAGCUUAAAACCGAAAGAUGUGAUAGAUCAUCGCGACGGAGUCUCCAUCGCCAAGAACCGUCGGGGUCGAUGACAGCUUCCUGGUUAGGACCACACCGUUGUUCAAGCAUCCUUAUUCGUUUCGAUAACCGGCAACAACCCUGUACGCGUCGUCGGACUGUCAUCACGACACAACGAACAAAUGUGAGAGUCACUGCAUCAGCAGUGAAUGCGAAUCUUUGGGGUGGAGGUUGAAGAGAUACGUCAGGUGGAGGAUUUAAACCAAUUCUAGACAUCAAAAUUCCAUUGCCAGAUUCUUUUGCGAAUCAACGUUUACGGCAAUUCUAUGUUUCGGAUAGUCGACCCACCCCCCAAUUUCAGGCAGAACGCCAGCGAGUGGAUCUAUAAGAUGUUAUUUCUCUGGUCGAGAGAGCCAACUCCGGAUCCCAGAGCUGGUCCAUGGUUCGCCUGGUUUGCAACGGCUGUUCUGUUGUGGCGUUGCCGACGACGCAUCACUAGAGCGAUUCUGGCAAUCUCGCCGCUGAGAUUGCUAAGGAGACGUACUGCCGGCCUAGCAAUCAAUCAGAAAAUGAUUCUAAAGCAGCAGAAGAGACACAGCCUGGCCCAGCUGCACAAGCACAAGGCUGUCGGUAUACGGCGAGCAAAGCGAUUGUGUACCGGCGACGGUCCGCAUGUGUCCGGCAGUAUGUCCAUGAUACAAGCCGGACCACAGAUCCACUACAGGGUCACUAGGAGCGGUAGAAUCUACGGAAAAUACCCGAAUAAGACCGCGAUUCCAAGCGGCAGCAUUGAAGAAAAUCAUUGACAUCACGUUAAAAUGAUGAAACUCUCAGCUACUGUCUUUGUCCCUCUGUAUAAAUCUCGUUGAUCGUCAUUGUCGUCGUGUCGUCGACAUAAUUUCAUGCCCUUUGAAAAGAAACAAUCAUUCAAAUAUAUAAUACACUUUUAAUCUUCUUUUCAGUAUACAUUUCUUUCUUGAAAAAUGUGUUAUGCUUUUAAAUGUUAUCUCUACAAAAGAAUCUAGAAAUGUGCAUUGCGAUAAUGUUUCCGCACCUUUUGAAAACUGAAUGGUUCUGGUAGAAUUUACCAAUUUACUAUUUCGCACGUAUUCCGCGAGAUUUCGAAACAAUACCAAAGUGCACUUGGUUUAAUCAUCCGCUGUUUUUGUAACGCAGGAAUUAUAUGAUGUAAGUAUACAUUUUGUACGAAAUUAAAUAAUUGCGAUAUCUCGUCCAAUACGUGCCCUGAGUAAUUUCCUCGAUAUUCAAAGAAAUCUCUAUAAAAAAAAUCUUAUUUGUCCGUUUUGCGUCCUUGACAUAAUCUGCA
This is a messenger RNA of Vollenhovia emeryi, 2078 nucleotides long. RefSeq lists its product as uncharacterized. The coding region runs from base 1078 to 1557 and encodes 159 amino acids. The transcript is spliced from 6 exons. Lineage: Eukaryota; Metazoa; Arthropoda; Insecta; Hymenoptera; Formicidae. The record is from RefSeq and is a predicted model, not a curated record.